Molecule: messenger RNA, 483 nt
Organism: Paramuricea clavata
Lineage: Eukaryota; Metazoa; Cnidaria; Anthozoa; Malacalcyonacea; Plexauridae
Source: the annotation of a GenBank genome assembly
AUGGCGGCCGAAAUGGAGUCCAUUUUACGAAAACUGAAGCUGGAUUAUUUGAUAGAAAGAUUUAAUAUUGAGAAAAUAACGCCAAAUUUAGUUGGAAAGCUUUCUUUAAACGAAUUUAAAAAGCUAGGAGUGCAAAAUCGCAAUGAUAUUAUGGUAGUACGCAUGGAAUGUUCCAAGUACGGAUCGAACAAACAACCCAGAAGCAGAAGUACACGAAAUGAAUGUGGUGCUCCUAUGUUUGAAAUACCACGGUCUGUUUUGGAGUGCUACCUUGAGCAAAAUCUAAAAAUAGAAGAAAUCUCAAAAAUUCUUUCAGUUUCAGAAAGCACAAUAUAUCGUCGAAUGAGACAGUACCACCUUAGUAAGAUGGAAUUUUCGACUGUUACGGAGGACGAAUUAGAUCGAGUUGUUAGCGAAAUAACGAAGGAAUUUCCUCACUCUGGCGAGGGGCUAAUAAAGCAGAUGCUGCUUGGAAAAAUAUAA